AUGCAAUUUCUUCGAAAGAAUUCUUCUUCUUCUUCUUCUUCUUCUUCUUCUUCUUCUUCUUCUUCUUCUUCUUCUUCUUCUUCUCUUUCCACCUCCUUCUCCUCUUAUUCUCCUUCGUCUUCUUUUUCCUCUUCUUCUUCCUCUUCUUCUCUUUCAUAUUCCUCUUCCCCUUUUUCCCUCCUUCUUCUUUUUCUUCGUCUUCUUCCUUUUCUUCUUCUUCUUCUUCUUCUUCUUAUUCUUAUUCUUAUUCUUCCUCUCUUUCCACCUCCUUCUCCUCUUAUUCUCCUUCGUCUUCUUUUUCCUCUUCUUCUUCCUCUUUCAUCUUCCUCCUCCUCUUUUCCCUCCAUCUUCUUCUUCUUCUUCUUCUUCUUCUUCUUCUUCUUUUCCUCUUCUUCUUCUUCUCCUCUUCUUCUUCUUCUUCACAUUCUUCCUCUUCUUCUCUUUCCACCUCCUUCUCCUCUUAUUCUCCCUCGUCUUCUUUUUCCUUUCUUCUUCCUCUUUCAUCUUCCUCCUCCUCUUUUCCCUCCAUCUUCUUCUUCUUCUUCUUUUCCUCUUCUUCUUCUUCUUUUUCUUCUUCUCAUUCUUCCUCUUCUCUUUCCACCUCCUUCUCCUCUUAUUAUCCUUCGUCUUCUUUUUCCUCUUCUUCUUCCUCUUUUAUCUUCCUCCUCCUCUUUUUCCCUUCUUCUUCUUCUUCUUCUUCUUCUUCUUCUUCGUCGUCGUCUUCGUCGUCGUCGUUGUUGUCGUCGUUUGCAAAUUCUACUUCUUUUUCUUCUUCUGCCUCUUCUUCCUCAUUUCCUUCUUCUUUUUCCUAUUAUUCUUCGUUUUCCGCUUCUUCUUCUUCUUCUUUUUCUCUUCUUUUUCUCUUCUUCUUCAUCUUCUUUUUCUCUUCUUCUUCAACUUCUGUUUCCUCUUCUUCUCCUUUCACCUCUUCUUCUUCCACCUCCUCUUCUUUUUUUCUCUUCUUUCUCUUCUUAUUCCUCCUCUUCUUUUUCCUCUUCUUCUUCUUCUUCCUCUACUUCUUCUCUUUACUCUCCUUCUUUUCUUCAUCUUCUUUUUCCUCUAAUUCUUCUUCUUUUUCUUCUACUUCCUCUUCUUUUUUCCUCUUCUUCUUUCUCUUUCGCCUCUAGUUUUUUCUUCUUUUUCCGCUUCUUUUUCUUUCUCCUCUGCUUCUUCUUCUUCCCAUUCUUUUUCCUCUUCUUCUUCUUCUUCUUCUUCUUUUCUCUAUUAUACUAUUUCCUCUUCUUCUUUCUCUUCUUUUUCCUCUUCUUGCUCUUCUUCUUCAUCUUUUUCUUCUUCUUCUUCCUUUUCUUUUUCCUCUUCUUUUUCUUCUUGUUCAUCCUCUUCCAUUUCUUCGUCUCCUUUUUCCUUUUCUUCUUCUUUCUCUUCUUUUUCCUCUUUUUCUUUUUCCUCUUCUUUUUCCACUUCUUUUUCCUCUUCUUUUUUCCUCCUCCUCCUCCUCUUCUUCUUCUUCUUCUUGCCCAUAAUAAAUGUUGCCUUUUUGUUAAUUCUUUUAUGUUACGCGCUGUUUUCCUCUGUCCCUGUUGCCUUCAAUCUGCCCUGUGA
Molecule: messenger RNA, 1563 nt
Organism: Acanthosepion pharaonis
Lineage: Eukaryota; Metazoa; Mollusca; Cephalopoda; Sepiida; Sepiidae
Source: the annotation of a GenBank genome assembly